ACAUUUGUGUCCACUUGUGAUUUUUCUGACUUUAUUCUUGUUAUGAUUUUGUUUUGUUUUUUUUUUUUAAAUAUAAUCUGUGACAAGUUGAAAAAAUUGCUUUUGACUUUUGAGUUCUCAAUUCUGGGAAGUUAUUAGCAAUUAUUAUUUGUAAAUAAUCAAAUAAAGCUUAUCUUUUAUAUAAAAUAUUUGAUAGAAAUGAAUAAGAAUUAUGAACGAUGUACACAUUGUAAUCGACGUAAAUGGCUAGCUACUGGAUGUUUAAGAAAAUGGUUAAAGCCAAUGGAAUGUAAACAUUUACAAAGAACUCUUGAUAGCAAAAGGGACUUCAGUAACGCGGACAUAGUAAAUACGGUGUUUUUGCCCGAACGUAAACCCUCCGUCAAUACGAGUAAGUUUGUGAAAUUUUGGAAGAAUAAACUUUUUAUUACUGGAAGCGUCCGAUCGUUACAAAGAUAUUUUGGUAACAAAAGUGGAGCUGAAUAUAUGUGUAACUUUGCCAAGGGCGCGGACAGUUUAACAACCGAAAAACAAAUAGGUGCUGUUAAAAAUGAAAUAAUAAAUGAAGAUCCCGAAAGUGUGCAUAUGAAGUGUCAACAUUCAGAUGGCCAUUCAGUUUUGAGAGGCCAUCAUCAACAUUUGUCAAUUGAAAGCUGUGCAAUUUACUGUCAACUUUCCAAGCAUGGUUGGUACUGGGGUGGUAUAACUUCGAGUGAGGCAGAAGAGCUUCUUGCUGGACAACAUGACAAUGUUUUCUUAGUAAGAGAUUCAUAUGACUCAAGACAUAUACUUUGUGUUUCAUUCCGAUGUGUUGGACGUACUCUUCAUGCUAGACUAAGACACGCUGAUGGACUUUUUUCAUUGAACAAUGAAACAUUUGUGCCAGCCAGUAGAAUAUCUGAACAUUGUGCUACAGUAGAUGUUAAGUCAAAUUUAUUUGAAAUGCCAGUGAAAUUAGCAAGACCUUUAAAUAGGUUUGCAAAGUUAGACUCAUUACAAAAGAUCUGCAGAUUUGUUAUAAGACAAACUGUAUCUGAAGACUUAUGGAACAAAUUGCCACUACCUUCAAAUUUAAUAUCUUAUGUUUCCCUUGGUAGUGACUACAUAGCCCCACUAUAAAUAAAAACUAAUUAUAUAAAUAGUGCCUUAAUAUUUCAGUGCACUUCACAUAUUAUUAUCAUAUUUACACUAGACAUAUCUUUUGUGACCAUGUAAAGUGUUGAUGUAUUUUCUACAUAAAGUUUAUUUUAAUAAAAUUUAUAAUAUUA
Melitaea cinxia (Glanville fritillary) is the source of this 1268-nucleotide messenger RNA. RefSeq names its product cytokine-inducible SH2-containing protein-like (gene SOCS6). Gene Ontology annotation, molecular function: 1-phosphatidylinositol-3-kinase regulator activity. The record is from RefSeq and is a predicted model, not a curated record. Gene Ontology annotation, biological process: phosphatidylinositol phosphate biosynthetic process; intracellular signal transduction. Gene Ontology annotation, cellular component: phosphatidylinositol 3-kinase complex. Lineage: Eukaryota; Metazoa; Arthropoda; Insecta; Lepidoptera; Nymphalidae. Bases 199 to 1119 code for a protein of 306 amino acids. The transcript is spliced from 3 exons.